Sceloporus undulatus (fence lizard) is the source of this 2096-nucleotide messenger RNA. It is a transcript of the gene HEXIM1, whose product is annotated as HEXIM P-TEFb complex subunit 1. Bases 659 to 1702 code for a protein of 347 amino acids. The record is from RefSeq and is a predicted model, not a curated record. The transcript is spliced from 2 exons. Gene Ontology annotation, cellular component: cytoplasm; nucleus; nucleoplasm. Gene Ontology annotation, molecular function: 7SK snRNA binding; cyclin-dependent protein serine/threonine kinase inhibitor activity. Lineage: Eukaryota; Metazoa; Chordata; Lepidosauria; Squamata; Phrynosomatidae. Gene Ontology annotation, biological process: negative regulation of transcription by RNA polymerase II; negative regulation of cyclin-dependent protein serine/threonine kinase activity.
AAGCGGGGAGUAGCAGUUGCGACCAGGCGGUGCUCGGGUGAGGGUUGGCAAGGUCCGAGGAGAGGGGAGCGUUCGAAUGUUGGGCAUGCGCAGUGACGUUAACCCUUCCUUGGCAGGGUUAACCCUUUCCUCUCCGGGCGCGUUGUUAACCCUUUCGCUGCUGGACUGAAUUUAUUGGUCUGCUGGGGAAGACCUUUUUGUUUUCAACUUCGAGAGCAUCAGGGCUGCCUUUAAGGACUGAGAAGGCUUUUAACUCCUUGGUGCCUGGAUUUGGGCAGCUUAACCCUUUCAGUGCCCUACUCAGCUGUUGGAUGUGGCACACAUUUUUGCUCAUAUCCCAGCAUUAGAGAGAGAGAGAUUUGGACUCUUGCAACUGGCUUGAUCUUCCCUCCCACCAACAUCACUGUUUGCAUUUCCAGAUGUGCAAAGAGGAAGAGGAGCAAGGAUAGGAAACCCUCCUUCAUCCUCAUCUGUGCUGCCAACUAGCCCUAAGGGAAGAAGCCGCCAGGAGCCGGAGGACUUGCCAAACUGGGACCUUAGAGGAGGAGCUCUGGAGAAACUGAAGGGUUAAAAGACCUUGCAGCUGGGUGAAGUCCUCAGUCCUUGAAAGCAAAGAAGGGAGCCUUAACCACAACACUUGCCAAAGGAAGAGCCAGCGAUGGCCGAAGGGGCUGUGUCUGCCGGCGGGCAGCAACCGAAUGGCAAAACUUUGCCCCUCUCCCCUUGUAAAAGGAGUGCAGGUGGUGGAGACAGAGGAGGCGGAGGCGGAGGCGGAGGUGGACCCUUUUUGGCAUCGCCACCCUCCAGCCAGGAAGAAGCGGACGGCAGGUGGCAGCCGAGAGAGGCCAUGCAGCAGGAUGGAGAAGAUGCCAGCUUUGGUGCCAAAGGGGCAGCUCCUCUCGUCGGGGAAGGCCAAAGUUUUGGUGGCCCGGAAGGUGAAGCAGUGGCCCAGAACUGCGCUGCGGCUGCAGACGACGGGGAGGCACUGGUCCUGCCUUGCCAAGACUACUGUGGUUCUGUUGGCCAAAGGUACAGACCUCAAGGUUUUGGGGAAGAGGAGAGGCAGCUGGGCAAGAAGAAGCACAGGAGGCGCCCUUCCAAGAAGAAGAGGCACUGGAAGCCUUACUACAAGCUCAGCUGGGAAGAGAAGAAGAAGUUCGACGAGAAGCAGAGCCAGCGCGCUUCCAGGCUGCGGGCGGAAAUGUUUGCCAAGGGGCAGCCGGUGGCACCGUACAACACCACGCAGUUCCUGAUGGAAGACCAUGACCAGGAAGAGCCGGACCUGAAGACUGGCCUGUGCCCCAAGAGAGCUGCCACCAAGUCGGAUGAAACCAGCGAGGAAGACUUUGUGGAAGAGGAAGAUGGCGGCAGCGACGGGAUGGGAGGAGACGGAAGCGAGUUCCUUCAGAAGGACUUCUCGGAGACCUACGAGCGUUACCACGUAGAGAGCCUGCAGAACAUGAGCAAACAGGAGCUGAUCAAGGAGUACCUGGAGUUGGAGAAGUGCCUCUCCAAGAUGGAGGAUGAGAACAACCGCCUGCGGAUGGAGAACAAGAAGUUUUUGGGGGACUCCACGGAGGACCCCCGGGUAAGUGAGUUAGAGCAGGAACUGGACAGGUUGAGAGCUGAGAACCAGAAACUCUUGAAAGAGAACGAACUCAGCAGACAACAGGAGAAGUCGCUCUCCAAACUGGGAGAGUAAAGGCAGGGGCUUUUCUGAGGACUUAAGCGGAAAGAGACUGAAAAACCCUUCCCAGGAUGAGAAUGCAAGAUCUAUAUCCAUAUUUUGUGUGUGUGUGUGCGUGCGCGUGUGUGUACAUAUAUAAAUAUAUAUAAAAAGACAAAUGGACCUUUCCUCUUUUGAUGAUUUAAUCAGAAUAAAUCCCAAAUCACACACACGGUUUUUUUGAAGAUAGCUCUAACAUUCUGUGUGCUCUUUUUUAAAGAUGAUGUAUAAUCGAGGGAUCUUUGGGGUGCUUUUUAAAACAGGGCAACAUUCAGCAUUUGUGAGGGGACUUUUUAAAAUACAUCUGACUUACCAAAACUUUGAUUUUGUGUUUCUUUUAAAGGAGAGACUAGUGGGUUUGGGGGGGGGG